This is a messenger RNA of Metarhizium brunneum ARSEF 3297, 1014 nucleotides long. RefSeq lists its product as uncharacterized. NCBI's taxonomy places the organism in Eukaryota, Fungi, Ascomycota, Sordariomycetes, Hypocreales, Clavicipitaceae. The record is from RefSeq and is a predicted model, not a curated record.
AUGCUAGGCCUCUCCAUGGACGAACUCAAUCACGGGUUCUGUCCGCAACCAGGCUGUGAAACCUACUACUACGACCGUUGUCGGAUUUGCGUGCCGCCUCACUUGUGCGAAGUGCACACCCCAGAGCGGGAUAAGCAGCGACACGGACGAUUUUGCGCAACAAUCCGGCAGCAACGAGCCCUGCAUGAGCGGCUGAGACGAGAGGCUGAUCAGCCCACCCAGACACGCAGCGGCGUCUGUGCAGACCUCGCCGACGCAACCUAUGCAUUAGUCGACCUGCUGUUCCAAGCAUUCUAUCCGGGGCCGUUGCCAGCGACCACAUACAGCGACAUAAUCAAGCUCUUAAACGACGAGAAAAUUAAAUUGUUUUGGAGUGACGACUUUGCCAGGUUCGCGGUUCCAGCACUCUACAUAUUCCAAAACAAAGACCAGGAGGCUUACGCCCGUGCAAUGCUGCUCAUGACAUCGGCCUUCCAGAGGGACCACCGCGCCAGUGGGCCGCCGCCCCCAAUCAGCAGCAGACAAAUAGUAGUGUACUCUAUGCUUGCAGAAGCCAGCGCAUACAUCAUCCGUUUAGACCAGUGGGUUUACCGCGUUCCACUUGCCUUGCUCAAACUUCGACUCGUUCGCGACCUGCGAUACCUGCUGCACCACCCACAAGAGCUUGAACGUUUGCGAGAAAUCAGCCUCCGCGAACAUGGAACUCUUUGUCUCAGGCAAGGCGGGCCAACUAGAUCCUACAUGAAACAGCUUGUCCUCACGGGCGACCUUGCCCUACAGAUUAUCAGCUUGGAGAAUCAGAUACGGGCUUUGGCGCGGUUUGAGCGUUGGCAAGUCUUCUGGAGGUACAUGUGCUACCCAGAAGGUUGCGCUUGGCUUCGUCAAAACAGUACAGGGGGGCUUACCCGGGUAAUGUGGAUGUGCCUCCACGUCAACCACUACUCAUGGGUGGCUACGCCUGGAGCAUGCACAGAGAUGAUCAACUUGUUGGAGCUUUGGGAGGGUAUGCACUAG